Molecule: messenger RNA, 2462 nt
Organism: Phaedon cochleariae (mustard beetle)
Lineage: Eukaryota; Metazoa; Arthropoda; Insecta; Coleoptera; Chrysomelidae
Source: the annotation of a GenBank genome assembly
GUUUCAGGGUUUACAAACAUGGCCUCUAUUAUAAAAUAUGUUGUUGAUGGGUACCAUGAUAUAAUGGACAAUCAAAGUGAUCAGAGAGUAAAUGACUGGUUCCUUAUGAGUUCUCCUUUCUACACACUCAGUAUCUGCCUUACUUAUGUAUACAUCGUCAAAGUAAUAGGACCAACAUUAAUGGAAAAUAGGAAGCCCUUUGAACUGAAGAAUGUGUUAAUAGUAUAUAAUUUAUUCCAAGUGUUAUUCAGCUCCUGGUUAUUUUAUGAGUUUUUCUUCGUGCUGCGGAAGAAGAACGACCACAUCUCGACGCUGCACGUCAUCCACCACGGCAUCAUGCCCAUGUCUGUGUGGUUCGGGGUGAAAUUCUCCCCCGGCGGCCACUCCACCUUCUUCGGCUUCCUCAACACCUUCGUGCACAUCAUCAUGUACUCGUACUACUUCCUGGCAGCGCUCGGACCGCAGUACCAGAAGUACCUCUGGUGGAAGAAGUACCUCACGGCGAUCCAGAUGAUUCAGUUCGUGCUAGUCAUGGUCCAUGCUUUUCAGUUGCUCUUCAUCGAAUGCAGCUACUCCAAACUAUUCGUAUGGUGGAUCGGCAUGCAUGCAGUCAUGUUCUAUUUCCUCUUCUCCAGAUUCUACAAAGAGACUUACAAUGAGAAGAAGAGCAAACGGAAAGCCAAAGCAAAUGAGAUAUCCGAGGAACAUAGUGCAUCAAAGCAGAACAGGUUGACCUCGCAAAACGGAAACUCCAAAAUAGGAAUCUGCUUUACCGGCCAAGGCGCCUUAUACGAGUCCUCAAGCAAUGGCGUCAAACAAAUGUCCAACGGGUACACAUCUUCGGAAUCGGCGGACAAUCUGAGAAACAGGGUGUACAUUGAUCAAAAUGGUUCGAAAUCAUAGGACUCGAAGUUGAAUUUAGAUUUACUUAGACAUAAAUUGGAAUCAUCUUUUAGUCAUCACAUACGAGAACAGGCAUCUGUCAUGCAUGAACUUUUCUCUUGAUGGGAAAAUUGGAUAUUAUGCACGAUGUCUUUUUAUGUACAUAUAGUAAUUGACAUCCUGAGAAGUAGGAUAUGGCUUUGCCUCACGGCAGUUCUUCGUUUUUGAAGAAUCUCAUAUAGAUGGUGCCAAGCAAAGAGUGGAAUAAUUGUAUUUUGAGACAUGUUCCCAAUAUGCCUCUCGAUCAUCAAUUAUAUUCAACAUAUCAAUUAUUGUAAGAUUUGUUUUGAUUUAAUAGAAAACAAUUAUGGUUAUAUCCAUCGUAAAAUAUGAUGGAAAAAUUUUCAGUAUCAAACUUUAUGGCGAUUACGAAGAAGUAACCUUAUUUAUUUCCUUCUUCUAUCAAUUUUAUAACUGAACGACUCUAUUUUACUACUAACUAAGCCAAUUUGUCGAAUCAACACGUGUUUCGCUAUCGAUCGAAUCAUUUAUCGAUAGAGUUUUGGAGUAAGUAAUCUGAAAAUAUAUUGAAAAUAUAAUUCAAUAUGGGUACACCAUGUAUAAUCAGUAGAACCUCGAUUAUCUGUGCUCAACAAGACCGGACGUUGCACCCCACUGAAGCAAAAUUUGGAAGGUUUGUUGAUGCCAGGUUGUAGGAAUUACUGAAAUGGACGUUCAGCAAUAUUGCGAAUGUAAAUUUGUGAAUGUAACGAUCCAGAAAUAUCACAGCAGCAUGUAAUAUUGCUGCAACGUUUCAUUAGCAAACUUCAUCUUUGCAAUAUUCGUGAACGUCCGUUUCAGUAAUUGCUUCAACAUUGCAUCAACAUAGCUUUCAAUUUUGCUCAGUGGGACGGAUAACUGAAAAGCACGGAUAAUCCGAAUAUUUGUUUUUCAUAUAGUAUGCAUGGUUGUACAUUGUAAAUAUAUGUAUGUAUAUAGGUAUCUACAUACUAAAAACGUAAUGGAAAAAUUAUAGAUCUCAUAAGUUCAAACUCACGGCGUAUUUAGACCACUGACGGUAUCCCAAAACAAGGACAAACAUCCGAUGAAUUCACAUGUUUUUGAUUUUUUGAAAUAUUGUUAGUAGUGUGAAAUGUUACUUCGCCAAAAAAAAUUCUCGUGUAAUCAUAAGUAAAAAUAACAUGGAUACCUAUAGGGGGUUGGGCUCUAUAAUUGAUUUCUUGACAUUCAUGUAAAUAGGGAAGGAGAAUUCGAUUCUUUAAAAUUCGCUCAAAAAACACAUCAUGGUGUUCUGAUAUCUUAGAUUAAUAUGGAAUUGUGAAACUGAAGUGGGAUAAAGAUUUAAAUUUUGUAAUAUAAGAGGUGUGUCGAUAUAAUUUCAUUAUUUAUUAUUACAAACAGUUUUUUUCAGUUUCGAUGAUGUAUAUUAGGUACAAGGUGUAAUAAGUGAGUUGGUGAUAUAUAUUUAUUUUUAUAGUGCGCAGAAAUUCACCUCGACCAAAUGUUUGUGUUGAUUUUCUAAUUCGACCUACAGAAUGAAUUAAUAAAUAUUUUACGAU